Molecule: messenger RNA, 459 nt
Organism: Necator americanus (New World hookworm)
Lineage: Eukaryota; Metazoa; Nematoda; Chromadorea; Rhabditida; Ancylostomatidae
Exons: 3
Coding region: 1-459 (152 amino acids)
Source: RefSeq, a predicted model, not a curated record
AUGUUAAGACGACGAGAUUGCCGACUUUUGCAGGAUUCAAAAGUCAUCCCUACAGACAAUGUGGCCGCCCAACAUCAUUUGCUCAUCAUGGACUUGAAAACCUCCCGUCCAAGGAAGAGACAUCCAAGGACUGAAACACAACGCAUCAAAUGGUGGGAUGUGAAGGAUCGAAAGGCGGCAAUUCGUGAGAAGGAGCCGAAGUACAAGCUCAGGUGGAGGACACGCCAGCCUGAAGAUCGGGGCGCUUACCUAGCGACGGAGAGGGAUGCUAAGAAGGCAGUCUUCAAGUCGAAGUCCGACCGUUACAAGGCUGUGUACGGCAUGCUUGAUACCAGAGAAGGCGAGCUGGCAGACUACAGCACUAUAGAUGCUAUCUAUGCUGUCCAUAUCCUUCUGGAGAAACAUCGAGAGAAGAAUCGCCGUGUGCAUCCUGCUUUUCUCGAUGUCACGAAAGCUUAG